Molecule: messenger RNA, 790 nt
Organism: Cherax quadricarinatus
Lineage: Eukaryota; Metazoa; Arthropoda; Malacostraca; Decapoda; Parastacidae
Source: RefSeq, a predicted model, not a curated record
GUCACCAGCAUCUAGGAACCUCCCUUGAGAGGGGGGGGAUCUUCCCAGAACAUUCACACUGAGUCCUAUUCAGUCGUGACCUGGUCAGCCUCUUGCUAUAUAACCCUUGUGGUUUAGCGCUUCUUUCUGAUUAUAAUAAUAAUAAUGGUCAUCCUCUUUAAUCACAAGUUAUCCUUGAAAAUCCCGCAGCUAACCCACCAGUUCUACCAGCAGAAAGUCAGUUCUGUGGCAGUUCUGUGUAGCACCUUCCCAGGAUACCUCUGUUACCACUGACGGUAAGCAUAGCAGUGGUCAGGCUCCACAGAUGGCCACUGACAGCAACAGUAAAGCCCCACUAAUAGCCCCUGACAGCAGUAAUGACAGCAGGGAGUUUGUGUGUGGCUGGGGAGCACAGUUCAUCAAUAUUAUUGUCACCUUCCCCGUCAACAAGGUUAUGUUCCGUCAGAUGCUGCACGGAGUGUCACCAGUGAGUGCAGCCAGACAGCUGAGCAGAGAAGGUUGCAUCAGCCUGUACCGAGGCAUCCUGCCACCGCUCUGUCAGCGAACAAUAUCCACCUCCAUAAUGUUUGGCAUGUUUGAGCAGUAUGGAAAGUUGCUCAGAUAUUACAACCCACAUAUAUCACAUGGUGCAACUGUAGCAUUGGCUGCCAUGCUUGCAGGUUGCACCGAGGCAAUACUAUGUCCGUUUGAGCGCAUCCAGACACUCUUGCAAGAUAAGAAGUUCCAUGGUAAAUACAGGUCAGUGAUGAUGCUAGUACGAUACAUGUUGUCUCUGUUCAGAAUACAGUGA